Nematostella vectensis (starlet sea anemone) is the source of this 982-nucleotide messenger RNA. RefSeq names its product NEDD8. Gene Ontology annotation, cellular component: cytoplasm; nucleus. Gene Ontology annotation, biological process: regulation of proteolysis; modification-dependent protein catabolic process; protein neddylation. Gene Ontology annotation, molecular function: ubiquitin protein ligase binding; protein tag activity. Lineage: Eukaryota; Metazoa; Cnidaria; Anthozoa; Actiniaria; Edwardsiidae. The transcript is spliced from 6 exons. Bases 104 to 340 code for a protein of 78 amino acids. The record is from RefSeq and is a predicted model, not a curated record.
UAAAUGCUAGUUACCAGUCUCUUAUCGCCGGCCGAGCACCUAAUCUAACAAAUUCAAUCGAGAUCUCUCUCUUUUUUUGAGUCGGGAAUUAUACUUUUACACUAUGUUAAUCAAAGUAAAGACUUUGACAGGAAAGGAGAUAGAGAUAGAUAUCGAACCAACAGACAAGGUUGAACGCAUAAAAGAAAGAGUAGAAGAAAAAGAAGGUAUUCCUCCCCAGCAACAAAGGUUAAUCUUCAGUGGGAAACAGAUGAAUGAUGAUAAGACAGCAUCUGAUUACAAAAUCCAAGGGGGAUCUGUACUUCAUCUUGUACUGGCGCUUAGAGGAGGGAUGUGCUGAUAUUUGCUAUGCCAUGCCGAGGAUAACAAGUAUUGUUAUCAUCAACAGCAACUUGAACCAAUGUUACAAACUACUUAAAGCUAUAAUUUUUAUGUCAGACCCAUAUAAAGGUUAUGGAAAUCUCCUAAAUAUCUUUCUAAAAAUAGAUAAGUAAUGGUUAGAUUUAGAUGCAGUUUCAUAUGCUGUAUUUUCCCUCUAUUUGUAAUUAGUUUACAUAAUGCUAGAAAGAUUUCCUGAGAUGUUUGAUGAGUUUAUUAGUUUCUGGAAGACACUGCAUUACAUAACAGAUAAUGUCAGUUGUCAAGAGACCCCAUCUAGUCAGAAAUGAGUCCAUUCAACUUAACCGGAAACUAGACCAGAAACUCAAUUCCUCUAAAAUGUCAUGUUAUUUUUGUAUGUUUUUUCUCGGUUUGUAUUAUUGUAUAAACUACAAAAGCUAGUUAAAAAACAUUGUAAUCAUACCAGUGAUUUCUGUGGAAUUUUAGAAAUCAGUUAUUUCUAAGUAGACUUUAGAAAGACUGUGUUUUGCGGAGUACAUUCUUAUGUGAUGGCAUAGCUUUGUUCAUUGAAACAUGGUUAUUAGGUUGCCAUCAUAGUUACUGCUAACUACGACAAGACAAACAUAACUGAUUGAUGAGCCAA